AUGUCUCUCCGGCGACUCCUCUCCGCCGCCGUCUCCGCCAACCUCCGACGCUCCCUCUCCACCGCCACCUCCUCGCACCCACCAUGGGCCAUGAUUGACUACACGUCGCGCGUCGACCAAUCAUCGUCGGCGCCGACCCCGUGCUUCCGCCCCCUCGAGCCUCCGGGCGUCUCAACCAUCUCCGCCCCGGCGCACCUCCUCAACCCCAGGGAACGCCCCGCCUGUUGGGAUUCCAACGUCGUCCAGCUCCUUGGCGGCGAGGUUCGCGCCGCAAGCGGCGACGGCCACCUUCUCCUCAACUACCGCGAUCUCCGAGCGGAGGCGCCCUGCACCUCCUGGGAUCUAUGCAUGGACAUGGAAAUCCAGCACUUUGUCUGCAACCCUCUCAGCGGCCAGAUGCUCAGGCUGCCGGACAUCGGUGGCUCCAGGAGGACCCUUCUGGACAACCACAUGGGGAUCCUCACCCAGGCCGGUGGCGGGCGCCGGCACGGGCGUGGGCCGCCUAACAGGUUCGCCGUAGCCGACCUCGUCCGCCGAGGCGGCACCCUUCUGCGGUUUCUGUCGGAUGAAGGGAAGUGGAACACGGUGGUGAUGGGCAUACGGCGCCGAUCAAUGCCGCCGCGCAACAUGUCGCUAAACCAAGAGACGGUUGCCUUCGGCGGCCGGCUGUGGUGGGUCGACCUGACCUUGGGCGUCAUCUCCCUCGACCCGUUCCGCGACACGCCGGAGAUCUUCUGCACCCUGCUGCCCAGCCGCAGCGUGCUGCCUGCACGCGCACCCACGGAGACUGGAGAUUUCAGCAAGGACGAGGAAACUGCCAGGUACAUGAGGGAGGUGGCCAAGUUCCGGCGCGUUGGGGUCAGCGAGGGGAGGCUGAGGUACGCCGAGCUCGCUCCGGGCGGGCCAUUUCUGCUCAGCUCGUUUGCGCUCGAUGACGAGGGCCGCGCCUGGACGCUGGAGCAGCAGGUGGAGCUCAGAAAGGUCUUGGCGGAUGGAGGCUAUCCCGUGCGGCACAACUCGGCGGCGCCACAGAUCGCCGUCCUCGACCCUCUGAACGCCUGCGCCGUGCAUCUCAAGGUCGGCGACCACGUCGUCGUCGUGGACAUCCACAAGGGGAAAGUGAUCGGGGCAUCUCGGCUGCAAGAUGACUACUCUUCUCUUGUACCAUGUGUGCUUCCGCCGUGGCUUGGAGCAAGCCGGAUCCCUACAACAGGCAAGAAGGAUGACAUGGAAGCGCCAGAUGAUCUGGUUAUUUGCCUCUAGAAGUGGUGAAUGAAUAUCAAGCUAACAGCGUAUGUAUCUCUGUGUACUAUUUCAUAGGACCCUAUCUCAAAUUCUCUUAUCUCUGAUGGUUCUUUGUUGAUCCACUAUUAGUCAUCAAUUGUCAUCGUCAGUGUCAGGAUGUUUUAUGUUUCCUGGUGGUAAUGAUGAACUCUCUUUUCUUGUUUAUCAAAUAUUAU
Molecule: messenger RNA, 1460 nt
Organism: Lolium rigidum
Lineage: Eukaryota; Viridiplantae; Streptophyta; Magnoliopsida; Poales; Poaceae
Exons: 3
Coding region: 1-1263 (420 amino acids)
Source: RefSeq, a predicted model, not a curated record